AUGGGCGUCUCAGGCCUUCUUCCGCUGCUCAAGUCCAUCCACAGGCCAACCGAGUUGAAGAAGUUCGCCGGUGAGACGCUCGGCGUUGACGCCUACGGAUGGCUUCACAGAGGAGCCAUUGCCUGCGCCGUUGACUUGGCUAAGGGCAACCCCACCCGCAAAUAUGUCGACUUCGCCAUGCACCGGGUAAGAAUGCUCAAGCAUUUCGGCGUCACCCCGUACUUGGUCUUUGAUGGCGACUUCCUUCCCAGCAAGGCCGCCACCGAGGGAUCCCGCGCCAAACGCCGUGAAGAGAGCAAGAAGUCUGCCAUGGAGCUUCUCAGAGCCGGAAAGUCGUCGCAAGCAGCCCUCGAGUUUCAAAAGGCCAUUGAUGUCACACCCGAGAUGGCUCGCAAUCUCAUUGACGAAUUGAAAAAGAUGAACAUCUCGUACGUCGUUGCACCGUACGAGGCCGAUGCGCAGCUCGUCUACCUCGAACGCCAAGGCUUGAUCAACGGCAUUCUAUCGGAGGACUCGGAUCUCUUGGUGUUUGGUUGCAAGCGGCUCCUGACGAAACUCGACCAGUACGGCAAUUGCAUCGAGAUCAACCGGAGAGAUUUCUGUGCGGUUCGGGAGGUUUCCCUCACAGGAUGGACGGAUGCAGACUUUCGCCGCAUGGCUAUUCUGAGUGGUUGCGAUUAUCUUGAGGGCAUCAACAACAUGGGUCUAAAGACAGCUUACCGGAUGAUUCGCAAGUACAAGACUAUCGAUCGAUUGGUCCGGAUGAUCCAGUUUGAGGGGAAGCACCGCGUUUCAGAGAAUUACAUGUCUCGUUUUGCCCAGGCGGAGCUGACCUUUAUCCACCAAAGAGUCUACUGCCCAACGAUGAAGAAGUUGGUAUGUUUGGCGGAGCCUGAGGAAGGCAAGGGUGUGGAGGAUAUGCCUUUCAUUGGUGGCUACGUCGACCCGGCGAUGGCCACGGCCAUCGCACUCGGAGAUGUCAACCCUAUUACUAAGGAGAUCAUCAUCCCUGCGCCCAUGCCUGGCUCCAAGACAGAUGCGAAAAGAAGACACUCUCAGUCUGCCGAAGCUCUUGCGGCUGCCUCUGCAUCGUCGACCCGCACGCGACAACCGACCAAGCCGAUUGAUUCGUACUUUAAAGGCCACCAGCGUAUUCCGAUGGGUGAAAUGGACCGCAACUGUUUCUCUGUCGACCCAGCAAGAGUCGCCGCUCUUACUCACAACGGACUUGUCCCCAGGGUCUUUCCUCUCCCCAGGCCAUAUGUCCAUGGCACUUCAUCAUCACAGCCAACCGCCAGCUCUCGCCCCACAAGAACCGCCCGUUCCAAUACCUCCCCUCGCCUGUUGAGACGACGAACCGAGCCCAUUCAGGACUUACCGGAACAUCAUGCCCCUAGCAGCUCUGACGGGAGCCGCCGUGUCACCGUUGGUGAUGCGAAAAACACCCUGGACGACAUUGAUGCACUGAUGAGAGGCGGUUCCCAACGGCCUCCCAAGAAGGUCCGUCUCUGUGCAGACACGGACGUCACCGAAACGAAAACUGAGGAAUCCCAAAAGAGCAAGUUCUUCUCCAGGGAUGGAAGCUCAAAUAACAAUAAGAAUAAGGACAGCUUCCUGUUCUCUGAUGACUCAAUCGACGAGGCACUACUCAAUCUUCCGGAUAUCGACGGAUGGCAUGCCCCGAAGCCCAAGUCAAUCGCGGUCUAUGAAGAAAGCCAGAGCACAGAUACAGGCACGGAAGCGACCACCGGCACGGACAGCCAGUUCAGCAAGGACGAAGAGAGAUCAGCCACGCCGCAGACUGAUCUGUCUGAAGUAGAUGAGACCGAGCCGACCAAGCCUGCCUCGUCGCUUCCAGAAAAGAAUUUGAGACGUGCGUCUCUACAGCGCUUCGCCUUCAGUUCUCAGCCGAGCCCUGCCGCAUCAAGCCAGCCCGACACGCCGAGCACCAUCGCCUCUCCGCACUCUUCAACCUUUACACCCUCGACCGCUGCUCCCUCGACUGCAGCAUCAUCAAUCAACUUUUCAGCCAGCUCAAUCGCAGCUGGUCCGUCCAAGAACACUCCGCUUCUCACCCCGCUGCAGCGGAUGGGUGCCCGUGCCCUUCAGCGCAAGAACCCGCCUGCCCGCCGGCCCCUGUCUCCUACUAAGAGCACCAUACAGCGGAGCCCCAAGCGCAGUCCCCGGAAGAGCCGGCUGCUCAAGUCGUUCCCCAUCAACCCGUCAUUUGUGCCUCUGCCCAAGGUCGAUUUGGCCGAGGUGGAGGCUCUGAACGCGCCGUGCGGGAGCGAAGACCAAAUCAUCCCCGAUAGUGACGGCGAUAAUGACGAAGAUGUCUUUGCCCCGGGCCUUGGCGAGAAGGACGGAGAGUCUCAGCCCAAGGCCCUGAACCUUUCUCGGUUUGUAUACAACUGA
Messenger RNA from Colletotrichum orchidophilum, 2415 nucleotides. RefSeq lists its product as uncharacterized. Gene Ontology annotation, biological process: DNA double-strand break processing; mismatch repair; DNA recombination. The record is from RefSeq and is a predicted model, not a curated record. Gene Ontology annotation, molecular function: DNA binding; metal ion binding; 5'-flap endonuclease activity. Lineage: Eukaryota; Fungi; Ascomycota; Sordariomycetes; Glomerellales; Glomerellaceae. The coding region runs from base 1 to 2415 and encodes 804 amino acids. The transcript has 3 exons. Gene Ontology annotation, cellular component: nucleus.